ACCACAGCAGUACUGGUGUCACACACUGGCACAGCAGCACCUAAGACUGUGUGUCCUACAUUCACGUUUGGCGCUAUGUGCUCUCAGACGUGUAACUGUUGGUCGAAUUCCGUCUCUUGUAAUAAUGUCAGUGGCCAGUGUAACUGUGCACCGAGCUACAAAGGAUUACAAUGUGAAGAAGGUACAGUACAUAUAUACACAAUGAUUGACCCAAAAUUUAGAUUUUCUGAACAUGUAUUGUAAUACAGUGUGUCCCGAGAGUUCGUUUGGUGAUGCGUGCGGUCAGGAGUGUACGUGUCAGAAUGGAGCCGAAUGUGAUCACGUGACUGGAAACUGUAGCUGUACACCUUGAUGGACGGGAAACAAUUGCGAUGAUGAGUGUCCAGAGGGAACGUUCGGCUCUGAUUGCUUGAUGGAGUGUUCUUGCUUAAAUGGUGCGACGUGUGACAGAGAGCAGAGAAUUUGUUCUUGUACUCCAGACUACACGGGUGCCAACUGUGAAACACAUACAACAUAUGACACUCUUCCAUCUCUAUCGUCAUCACCUCAAGUUGAAAAUCUCUGCUCAUCUUCGUUCUGUCUAAACGGUGGGUCAUGUGAAGUGCAACUUGGCUCACCCGUCUGCACUUGUACUAUCUUCUGGACUGGUGAUCAGUGCCAAAAUCCACGUCAUCCUGAGUGCCUUUCUGAACAAACAGAAGAAGAGAUAGUUAUCUGUUUUGAAAUAGCAGAAUCAAAGGCUAGGGAUACGGAGUCUUCUAACCAGCAGGUUUACAUUGCUGUUGGGGUAGUUAUUCUAAUUGUUAUUGCUCUCUUGAUUGUGGUCUUUGUCUACUAUCGCUACAAGUCAGCACUCUUGUUGUUGUUGUUGUUGUUGUUCAAGAGCUUGUAGUCAUUUUGUGUGUGUAUAGGAAGCGAAGUAAAGUGCAUGAUAGUGAAGAUGGUGACACUAAAGACAAAAAGGCGCGGUGUUUCAGAAUCCUGCAUACGAUGAAUUACCUGCUGAACAAAAGAAACCAGUAGCGGGGUAUGUGCAUGUACAUGGACGCGCGCGCGCGCGCGC
This is a messenger RNA of Corticium candelabrum, 1063 nucleotides long. Its product is annotated as multiple epidermal growth factor-like domains protein 10. The record is from RefSeq and is a predicted model, not a curated record. The coding region runs from base 413 to 892 and encodes 159 amino acids. The transcript is spliced from 4 exons. Lineage: Eukaryota; Metazoa; Porifera; Homoscleromorpha; Homosclerophorida; Plakinidae. Gene Ontology annotation, molecular function: Notch binding.